This is a messenger RNA of Porites lobata, 9787 nucleotides long. Lineage: Eukaryota; Metazoa; Cnidaria; Anthozoa; Scleractinia; Poritidae. The record is from the annotation of a GenBank genome assembly.
AUGAGCACGCUAAGCAUAAACCAAUUCUUACGUCCCAUCCAUGUUAGACAUUACCUUGCUUAUUUGACUAAUUCAUUAGUUUCAAUUGCUUCAUUUAUUCAUCAAGGUGAACCUGAGGAUAUUAUAGACAAAGAAGGUAAAUUUUUUGAUUUACUUAAAUUUUAUCUGAUACAAUUGUAUAAGCGUACUAAUUCAAACGAGCUACUUUUGUGCAAUCCAUUUUCUGCCUAAAUAAAUAUCUUCUUUUCAAACGUAUUUCCUUUAGAUGUUCCUAAAGACGGUCUAGAAGUUACAGGUGUUUUGAACAUUUUAUUUUCAAAUCAACUUAUUUGUCUUGUGCGUCCAUUCACGUGAUCAAUAUUAAAUGAUUCGAAGCUAACAAGAUCAGUGAGUGAACUGUUACGUUGUAAAGAUCUUUGACAUCGAAGGGUACUGUGCGAAUGUUCCAUGCGAUCAUUUAAGCCCAUACAAGCGCUGCGUUAGGAUACCUUACAUUCAAACUUGCGCUAUGAAUAUAUAUGAACAACGACAAGAAAUUAAAGUCUUUUUUUUUCGGAAUUCUGUGAAUUUGUUUUACAGAAAAUGUAAAUUAAAAUGAACAAACAUCGUUUAAAUAAAAUGACAAUUGUUAGACCACGUACUGAGACUUUUAUUUUCUGUAAAUUUUAGAUUUACUUGAAUUAAUAAUUCAUACUAAACUAUGGAAACUUUUAGUUUUUGAACUUGGCAUAAUGAUUGUUAAGCUCUAUGGAAGAUUAGCUAAAUAGUGCUAUAUAAAUUAUUUAUUAUUAUUAUUAUUAUUAUUUUUAUUAUUAAAAAUGUUAAUGAUGAGGAAAAUUUACGAUUUACUAUACUUGUACUAAGCUCACUUAAUUGAAGUAAAUUUAAGCUUGGGUGGCCUUAUCACGAUUGACGCCCGUUGAAGAUUUAUUCUCAUUAAAAUUGACCUUUCACAAAGGAAUGAGAUUUGGAAUAAUUCUGUAGAAUACUUCAUGGGAGGUGCGAACAUGCGGUAUUCACGCAAAAUAAUAUAAACAAAAACAAAAAGGUACGCUAAUUAUAUGAAAUGGCCGGUUUGAAUGUUUGUUAUCGAUCUGUUUGUUUGUUGGUUUUUGCGUUAUUUUUUUCGCCGUCUGCUGUUGUUUUAUAGGCUCUAGAAAGUUUCUUUUUUUUUUCAGUGGCAGUAAAUUAUACGCGGCUAUUCUAUUCCCAAUUCCGAUCUGUUGCUCAAUUUCUGCGAGAACAAAAUCUACUUGAUCGCCUUAACAAAAAUUCUUGCUGAAUCACAUAUUAAAAACAUCGUUCGGUUCUCUGAUUGGCUAGAACUCAUAUGCAUACGAAAAUUUGCGACAUUUUUUUCCGGUGAGUGUAUCUUAGUAUGUGUAUUAUGAAUAUACGUAAGAAACUGUUCAGUAGCCUUUUUAGUACAAACCCCCCUCAAAAAUUAUUAUUUUGGAAGUCUCAAUGCAUCCGAGUUAGGACAACUCUACGUACAAUAUACUGCUUUGUCUUAAAUGUCUUGAAUCCCCCCCCCCCCCCUUUCUUUUUUUUUUCUUAAUUUCUUUAAUUUCAUUUCCCUUUUUGUUAUUCUUAGAUUAUGAAGCUGACAACGUUAACGAACCUAAAGCGCUAGCACUGUUUGAUGAUUCAGAAGAAGAUGGUAAGGGCAACUGAUAUCGUUCGUAUUUUGCCAGUUAAUAGUGAGAUAGAGAACUACAAGGGGUACUACUACGAUCACGGGUUAUUUGUGAUUUGGGUCUCCAUUGGCCAGUUUACAGUAUGAAAUUUAAACUGUUUGCGCGGGUCACAAUGCUAGCGCAAGACUUCGUCUCAUUCAGAAUGACGCAAUAAAGGGUGCUACGAUUCUUAAUUCUAAUAACCUUGCGCGAUUUUUUCAAAUAUUGGCGAAUUUCCCUCAAAUAACGUGAAACUAGGAAUUUUUUCGUCGCAAGCUUAGUAACGGCAAAGAGAUGUACAAAUAUUGUGUUGAAAAGGGUUAGGCCUAAAGGCCUUGGCAGCACACCUCUAUCCAAACUUUCUUUCAGGGUCCUUAGUGGGCUAACCUGACACGGGAAUGAUCCUAUGAUACACUAUAAUAAGAAUCGCAGCUAUAGGAAUCCAGGGUCGAAAUAAGACCAUCGGCAUUGGACGUUGUAAAGCCCUUGAGAUAAGGAUUUGAAGAAGGGGAGACAGUGUUUCUGUGACGAAAGUAAAGGGAUUGAAGCCUAUUUGUGGCCAUUUUAUGGUUUUUUAAUGUUGGUACCGGGUUUUGCUCAGUAUAAUUUAUUACAUUAAUUUUCACCAUUGAAAGAACUAAACCACACCUUUAGCCGGAGCCAUAAAUCAUCAUUUUGGGUGGUUUAAAGGCAAAAAGCAACAAGGGGGUGUGAAAUUUUUAGAAUAUUAUCUUUCAAAACCGUUCUCGAAGAUUUUUUUUUUCAAACCUUGCCAAGCUCAAGGCUCACAACAGUCUAAACUAGUAGAGCAGUCAAUGAUUCAACAGAUUAUUACUAGAACAUGAUUUUGAGACAAUUCCCAAUUUGAAAAUUCUAUGACAUCGAUAUUCUGUUGUUGUUCAAGCGGUGAUGUCAACUAACAACAACAACACACAAAUUAAAAUUAAGCUCAAUGUUAGAUAUAUCCUUUGCUUACAGCCAAAACGUUAUGGGCAUCAAAUAAUAAGGGGUGAGAGCUUGAAAUGGGUACGAGCCUCUUUAAACUCCCUAAUUAUGCAUUACUUUAGAGGCAGCAGCUCUCACAGUGGUAACGUCUUUACAUUUUUUUUUUUCGUACGUUUGACUUUUGCUAAGAAUAUAGAGUGUUUUCACAUGACAUCAAGGCGGCAAUAUUGGUGUUCCAAAACAAUGAAGCGACGGCCAUGGUGAUGUUCCAAACCGUUCCUGCAGGAAUUGAACUCUUUUCUUAUGUAAAUGCUGUCUCUUGUUUAAAUUUGUAUAGUUGCUGGUAACGUGAGUAAAAACGCUCUAAAAAAAAAACAACGACUAGAAAAUAAAUUCUCUAUGCUAAAUUACGUGAAUUUCUUUCAACCCCCGGACUUACAAGGGAAAGGGGGUGGAUGUCACCUCCUUUAAGGUUUUUUUUUUUUUUUCUGAGGAUUUUCCUAGUUUUUCAAGACGAUUAAAGAUUAGCACUUGAAUUUUUCAGUAGCUGUUCGUUUUAAAAUCUCUCUCGAGCAUUUUGAUACAAGUUUACUGAUGGUCAGUUACUGUGGUUACAGAUAUGACGUCAUAAGUACCAGGUGGUCAAGCUAUUUUGGAGUGAAAAUACAUUUUUUUUUUCAACUUCUUUCAACGAUAAAGUAAAUCUUGUAGAUAAAAUGAAGUGAAUUGCUUAUUCAUGUGUUAUUCUGAUAGAUAAUGAGCAUGUCAAACACAAACAAUUACCAAUUCGCGCCGUUUUCACGUGACUUCUAAUUCUUAGUAAAAUGCAAGAUCGCGGCCAAGAUGGCAACCAUGUUUCGUAACAUCACAGGCCUCCAUCAGGGUGACCAUCGAUAAAAUAUACCUUAUCUUGUAGGGAAGAUCAAAGACUUUCUACUGAGGGUAAAUUUUUUUCGAAAUACUGCAACAUAUACAAACUCUAGGGAGAGGUUCCAUUAAUCCAUUCCCCUUGCACCAUGGGGGGUAUCACUUUACGUAUAAAUCCGGGAGUUAAAGGAAAUGUAAACUUUAAUGAACUGUAAACUUAAAUGAGCAAGCGUUAUUUUCAUAAAAUGACCGUUUACUAUUUUUUUUUAACCUCUACGUACUUCAUUACUUAAUUCUAUGAAAUUUAUAUUUCUCUUUGUCAUUUUUACCGCCUGCGCCAGAUCGAUCGAUUCCCAUUACAACAGACCUUCCACACAGGACUGACAUUUCGUAUUUGUAGAAUACUUCAUGAUAGUUUUGCACGUACUGUAUUUACGCACAUGUUAGUGACGUAUCAGAAAUCGAACGAGUGAGCGCAGCGAACGAGUGAGAUUUUUUGAUACAAAAACAAGGAUAGAAAGCGCUUUCCAUGUAGUGUUGCUUUUGCUAUGUACAUCCUUUUUUAGUGAUCCUUUGAACCUUUGUCUGGAAUUGUAUUUUGCUUUUUUAUUAUUUCUAGAUUAUGAAGCUGACAAUGAAGCUAAAGCAAUGUUUGGUGAUUCAGAAGAAGAUGGUAAGGGCAACUGACAAUCGUUUCUAUUUUGUCAGUUAAUAGUUGUGGGAUAAAAGACUUCUAUGGGUCCUACAACCACGAGUUAUUUGUGAUUUGGGUCUUCAUUGGCCAGUUUACAGCCACACGAACCCACAAUGUGCAAAACUUCGGCACAUUCAGAAUGACGCAAUAACUGUGCUACAAUUAGAAAUUCUAAUAAACUUGAGCAAUUUUUCAAAAGGGUACUUACAAGUUAAAUCGUUUUCAUCGACAUGCAUGUAUGUUGGCUAUGUGAUGAUUGUCAACUUGUAAAAAUUACCGUUGUGCACCAUAAAGUGCAAGGACGUAAAGGUAGAAGAAGUCAGAGUCAAAUAUGCUUCUUUUCUUGCACCUUGUCGUGGUCAUUAUCCUUUGACCUGGAGGGGGAGGAAGAGCAGAUAUCCAUGUAGAAGCAGGCAAGUUUCGAUGACACCCGGCUUAACACAAGCUGGUUCGCACACAUCCUGACAAACAUAAAUCAGGAUCGAAACGCCUAAAUGGCGUCAGGACAGAAAUAAUCACAGCAAACUCAAUAGUUAUUGUGCUGCUCACAUGGGGGCUUGCAGCAUUGAGGUAUAGAAUGGAGAUAAUUGGCUUAGCAUUUUUUUUAUUUGUUUGUUUAUUUAGCUUUCUUUCUUUUUGCACAAAUUUACCCCAUUCAACGAAUACGUUUCAUGACUUCUUCAGUAGCAGAAAAACACACGUCGAUAUAUAACCUUUUAGUUCUUAUAAACAAACUUAGUCAUGUGCUUUCGUUAUUAAUUCAUUCAGGUGAACCGGAGGAUAUUGUGGAUGAAGGUAACAUUUUGAACAGUUAUCAUUCAACAGUUAUCAUUCAAACGAGCAAAUUGUGUGCAAAUGAUAUGUUUUCUGAAUUACCUCCAUUUGCGUUUAUUAUUGUUAUAAUUAUUAUUAUUAUUAUUAUUAUUAUUUGUUUUUGUAUAUAUCCUUUAGAGUGUGCUUAAAAUGGUCCAGGCAAAGCAGGCGCGAGAAGAUAAACUUUACUCAACUAAGUAGCUUUGUGCGUCCAAUUGUAUAUCGGCCUUUAAACUGAUUGAAAAUUUAUCACAUCGAAAACAGGACGCAGUGCUUAACUUUUUCUAUGUAUUUACAAGUACAGGCUGUAUGUAAAUACUUGAAGUCCUUCACUUGGACUGUAUGUAUCUAUUUAUUUAGUCUUUUACAAUUGCAAAAGAUGGGAAGUAAGUUUCAUCCUUUGCAUUUGAAUUUUGCUCUGUAUAUUUUAUGAAUUGAGCACUCCUAGGAUAAGUGAAAAUAUAUAUGUAUAUAUAUUUUUGGUUCACUUAAUUUAGUGUUUCAUUCAUUUUUAUUCCUCCUCAGACAUUUCUGAUGUCGUGGUAUCUGAAACUGGUAGGUAUUGUUUGUUUGUUUUUUUCUUGCAGGUUUACUUUGUUGAUUUUGUUUGUGUUCGUUUGUUUGUUUGUUUGUUUGUUUUUUUUUUGGCAAAGCUUUCGGUUAAAAAACUAUAUUGUCUAUUUGUACUCCAUUUAUCAUUUAUCAUUCAGUACUAAACAUGAUACAUGUUAAUAUUGAUAUGGUUAGAAUACUUACAUGAUUACGACAGUGGACGUAAGAAAAUUUUCCAUUUGUUCCAAAUUCAUUCUUAGAUGAACCAGUUGACCAAACAGAUGAAGAAAGUGGUGAGUUUUUAUCCACUUACGUGUAUUAAUUACCCUUAACAGUCCAUGUCCCAAUUUCAGUGGGAACAAAACUCAAGAAAUGCAGCUAUUUCCAUUGCGGAAAAAAUUGAAUUAUCCAAGAAUGAUUCAAAAAGUAAAUAUUUUGUAGGCCUCGUUCAGCUGUUUAGGAUAAAAAUAAACUGUUAAAUGAAAGUGCGAGAGCUACUGGCAAAUAUCAUCUAUUGUAUGUAGUAAAAUCGUUCACCUUAAUUCCACACCAAAAGAGUCACAUGGAAUUUUUUAUUAAUUUUGAUUUAAAGCUGCAAUAUUCGUCACAUUUGUUGAAACAAUAAUCACGUUACGCCCUCGCCAAUUUUGAUUCACCUAUCACCCAUUUGCAAAAAAAACGCUAAUCUCAACAUUAGAAAAGGAAAGAAGAAGUACAAACAGGGAAAGUUAGAUAAUUUAGUUUAGAAGGCGUGACAUGAAAAAAAACCUCACUUUCAGUCUAGUGUUCCAACGAAAUUUGAUGAGUAUUGUAUUCGGUUGCUGGCUACAAAAAAGUAGUUUUUUUUGCGUGGAUCCCUCUUAGUUUAACGGGUUAAAACCAUGAUUAGGGCACUUGUUGGACACAAACUGAGUUAGAGAAGUUCAAUGGCCGGCUCUUUUUAUGGAUAUUAUGAUAAAAUGGACUAAGAACAUGCGUUUGAACAUGUUUAAUUUAUUUUAUUAAUUCAUUUUAUCAUUAUUAUUAUUAUUAUUAUUAUUAUUAUUUGUUUUAAUGAAGAAAAAGGUUCACUUGUUGUUUUGAGGAAUGAAAUUUACAAUAAACUAUUCCCUCGCGUACACAUCUAAAGCAGAAGGUUUUGCUUCCAGAUUUGUAGAAUAUAUGCCUAAUUACAAUCAGAACAGAUAUUACUACUAUUAUUAUUAUUAUUAUUAUUAUUAUUAUUAUUAUGUUAUAUAUACAUGUAUCCGAUUCUGGAAAACGAGCAUAACUAAAUUUACAGCCAUUUGUAUAAAAAAAAAGAGCCCAAAGGCAGAAAGAGCGAGGCGCACGAAAGUAGGAUAAGAGAAAAAACAAACAAACAAACAAACAAACAGACAAACAAUGGUUACAUUCUUAGUUUUUAUUAUAAUUAGGCUACUUUGGAUUUCUUCUAUUUGUAGUUUUUGGCCGAAUAAAAAAACUGUUUAACUAAAGAGGUCUAUUUGGCGCUAAAAGUUUUCAAACAUCAUGGUAAAUAUACAAGUUACAAAUUUAUAGCCUCUAUAUGUUUCUAAAUACAAGACUUUCAAUAUUUCGUUUCUAGAUGACACCGUGGGAGAUCUGAAUAUGCAAGGUGUGUAUUUGGGCUGUGUAUAAAAGAGAUAUUCAUUUAUUUAUUAUUAAUUUUGUUAAUUUCAGGAAGAGUUUUGCUACUUUGUAUUUAACGAAUCUAUUUAGCAGUCUAUGUAAAUACGGGAAUUCUUGAUAUGUUAGAAAACUUAGACCACCGCAUCGGCCUUUAAACUUUACUAAGAUAGCUGUUUUAUUAUGCAAGAAUAUGGCAAAAAGGACUAUUUCGAGGAAAACGGAAGAGGGCUCCCCCCCCCCCCCCCCAAAAAAAAAAAAGAAGAAGAAGAAGAAGGUACUGUCUUCAUAUUCGCAACCUUAUUUUUGUCAUUAUUCGAACAAAAGAUCCACGGCGACGUAGAAGAUCUAGAAGACCUCGUGGAAGACGGCAACGAGGAAGACGACGACGUAGACAACGUGGAAGGCAAAGGAGGCGUGGACGAGGACGUGGAGGACGUGGGAGACGUCGUAGACGAUCUAGGCGACGUAGAAGACCUACUCGUAAUCGAAAAGGUGGGAGGCGAAGACGAUUAAGAUCUGGAGGUCGCAGACGAAGGAACAAAAGUGAGUAUGGAGGGAAAAUAUUUUUGGAAUGUAAACUAGCUUUCAUUCAAACUAUAACGAUAAGCCAGGUUCACACGUGCAACGUAAUUGCAAACGCAAAUGCAAAUGCACACGCAAGCAAAUAAGCAAAUACACUGGCGACACACAAACAAAAAUAUUUCACUAUAUAAUGCCAGUUUGAUUGACUGAUUUCAAUUUAUAAGUUUUACUGUGAGCAAUCUCUGGAGUGUCCAUCGACUAAAUCUCGGUCCUGCAAUUUGGGAUGAAAGUGCCUGGCACGUAAGCGAUAUUCGUUAUUUUCUGUAGGUUCAGGUUGCAUGUUUUUUUUUUUUUUUUUUUUUUGCUAGAUGUCCUUACAGGAUUUCGCAAAUAAAUUAUGUAGAUGUAGAUGUAGAUGUUCACGGAGUACGAUGCACGUUCACCAACAAGUCCGUCCAUCUUGGUCAGCUCACGUUACGGCACUAAUACUGAUAAAUUAUUACACUAAUAUGUGAUCUUUUAUCCCGUUGGUUUUGUCUUUUUUUCUAGGUAGAUCUCGGAGACGCUGCUUUGCGCAGAUUUGCUCUAGCCAUACUCGUAACAGGAUAAGAGGAUCGGAUGCACACGGAAGCGGAGCGUGGGGAGCACCACGGUAAAGUUCCGGACUUUAAUUAAAUACAUCUGGUUAAAUUGCCCCGCGCGGGAGGACGGGGGGCGGCGGGGGGGGGUGAGGAGGAGAGGGUACUCUCUUUGUAUUUGGCUUGAUUUGGCCUAUAUCGGAAUGAGCGCUUGACAGGGUGUAGGGUACACAAUUUCACUGUUAAACAUCUUGAAAAGGGUGUAUUUUGGGACUUGAGAGAUUAAAUUGGUAGAAUCAAAAUCGUUUUCUUAAAAAAAAAAGAAAAUAUGUUCCAUGAUGUUAGUUUUUAAAAUAUAUCCAAUUCUGGACGUAAAACGAAACGAAUCAGGGUCCUUAUAUAAAGCUGCUUGUCUUAAACGGGGUAUCGAAAUAAAGAAAAAUAUAUAUUUGUCUUGAACAGAGGAGGUACACCUCUAUUCAAACUUCCUUUCAGGGCGCUUGGUGGGCUAAUCUGACACAGGAAUGACCCUAUGAUAAGCCAUGAUAAGCACCUCAACUAUAGGUGACCCAAGCUCGAAACAGAACCGACCAUCGACAUUGGACGUAGGAUGUAUAGCCUUGGGAAUAAGGAUCUAAAUGUGGGGGGGGGGGGGGAGAGUCGAUUGUUUGUAUUACGAAUGUGAAGGGAUUAAAAGAAAAUAGACGUGUGCUUUUUUGAGCCAUUUUAUGGAUUUUGUAACGUUUUAACCGGUUUUGUGCUCUCUAUAAUCUGUUAUAUUAAUCUUCACUAUUGAAAGUACAUAACCGCACCUUUAGCCCGGUAUACUAGUAAAUACAGAUAGUACCGACGUAGACUAAAGCCAAAGUGCAGCAAUGGGGCACCACAAAAGAAGGGGUGAGAGCUUUAAAAAUGGGUGCCAACCUCCUUAAACUCCUAAUUAUGUUUUAUUGUAGAGGCAGCCGUACUCACAGAGGUAUUGACGUCAUAUGUAAUGCUGGUUCCUCUGUUUAUGCACCUUUUUCUGCUAAAGUGAUUAGAGAAAGCAGACCUUAUGGAAACGGCAAGCCGCAUGACACUGGUAUUUAUAUGGAAGGAACUGGAGAUUGGACCGGUAAAUAUUUUUUAAUAUUUGAUGUUAAUGAGACUAAGUGAAGUUCAGUUUGGUCGUAAUCAAGUUCGUGUGAUUAUUUAUGAAAUCGUCCUUCUUGACUUGAGCAGUAAUCGAAAACAAAUCGAAGACUACUCAUCAAAGUUUGAAUCCAAUAUUUUUUCACUGGUAAUCUUGAUUAGAAGUAAUUACUGAUGCUGUUUCUUAUUUAGGCUAUGCUGUAAUGAUGUUUUACGUGACAAAAGGGAUCGGCAAUGGUGCCUCCGUUUCUGCACGAGGGCGGAUUGGGUCCAUGACUAACAUGGCCGCUCAAUAUUCUCGGGGUAUGACAAAUCACAUCCACGUGCAGCUUUACAGGAAUGGGGGAAUAGUGAAUCCGACACCUUACCUAAACUGCUGA